AUGUGGGAGCCAGGGAUAGGGCGCGCCAUGAGUCCGCCACCGAUUCCAGGCUUCUUGGGCGUGCCUCAAUGUUGCCCUCUUCUGUCACGACCCAUGAGGCACGAUGAACUCUCCAACAUGAUGCCGGAAACUAAGCGCCUCUCCAUCAACCUUAAAAGAGAUGCUACUGGCAUCAGAGAGGUGGAUCAAAGUCCAGAUCAAAGUCUAGCCGCCCGUCGCAAACGUCUUGACUCCGUGCCGCCAACUGCGGAACCGCUCCUGGAUAAGCGAGUGUUCGAUGUGCGGGAGCUAGACGCAGCAAAAUCUGCACUCAGGGAUGCAAGGGAGAGCGUCCCGAAGAACCCUUUCCCCAGAGCACGUAUUCGCAAGUGGAGGUUGGCGGGCAGUGAGAGGCAACCGAACCCAGUCAAGACAUAUGGGGUGUCGGAUUAG
Messenger RNA from Colletotrichum lupini, 432 nucleotides. RefSeq lists its product as uncharacterized. The record is from RefSeq and is a predicted model, not a curated record. The transcript has 5 exons. Bases 1 to 432 code for a protein of 143 amino acids. Lineage: Eukaryota; Fungi; Ascomycota; Sordariomycetes; Glomerellales; Glomerellaceae.